AUAAUGUCCGCCGAUACAAAGCCCCUUGAGCCCGAAAAGCCCAUUAGCGAUGAGGAACAGCUAGCCGCUCUGGGCCAUGUCCAAGAGCUACGCCGAGAGUUCUCAUUGUGGUCAAUUGUGUGCCUCCAGAUCUCUUUAAUGGCAACUUGGGAGGCACUCUCCUCGGUUGUGGCAACCGCGUUGACCAAUGGUGGCCCACCGUGUCUCUUUUACAAUUAUAUUAUUUCUUUGGCUGGCACCGUGCUGGUCGUGCUUUCGCUGGGCGAGAUUGCUUCUAUUUAUCCCACUGCCGGCGGGCAAUACCAUUGGGUCUUUUGCCUUACUCCUGUAUCGUAUCAAUCAACUGCGGCCUGGUUUACUGGUUGGAUUUCAAUUGGCGGACAACUGGUACUGACGGCAUCGGCGGCGUUUGCAGCUGGGCUGCAACUGCAAGCCCUCAUCACGAUUAACCAUAUGGACUCCUAUAUCCCACGUCGCUGGCAGGGGAUGCUCUUUUAUUGGCUCAUCCUGGUGUAUUCGGGCAUGAUUAACAUUUGGGGGUCCAAGAUUCUUCCGCACACGAAUACUGCAGCCGGUAUAUUGCAUGUCAUUGGUUUUCUCGCUAUUGUAUCUGUGUUAGGGGCUAUGUCGUCCAAGCAUUCGGGAGAGUACGUAUUUACGGAGUUCUCCAAUUCCAGUGGUUGGGACAACAAUGGCGUGUCCUGGUUGGUCGGGCUGCUGAGCACCGUGUACCCUUUCCUAGGAUACGAUGCUGCAUGUCAUCUCAGUGAAGAGCUUCCCAAGCCAUCUCGCAAUGUUCCACUGGCUAUGGUGGGUAGUGUUGCCAUCAAUGGGAUCAUCGGCUUGGUAUAUGCCAUUGUGCUGUUAUUUGCCCUUGGCGACCUUGAGUCUUUACUCAAAUCCAAGAUCGGAUUUCCAUUCAUGCAACUUUUUCUGAACGUGACGGGCUCGCCUACUGGGGCAUCACUUCUGGCUCUCUGUGUUACCUUGAUUGCUGUGGCCGCUAACUCCGCCGGGGUCACCUCAACUAGUCGCACAGCCUGGGCAUUUGCUCGGGACCGCGGUCUGCCCGCAUCCAGCUUUCUGUCAAUUAUCAAUCCGAUGCUGAAGGUCCCUGUACGCAUGGUUGUGCUGGUGGUUUUCCUCCAGAUGCUGCUCGGACUGAUUUAUCUGGGUAGCUCGACCGCUUUUAACGCCGUGUUGUCUAUGGCCAUCCUGGGCAUGUACGCAUCGUACCUGCCGCCAAUCUUCUUCAUGUUAGCUUACGGUCGACGCUCUUCCCCGUCGAUCACGCACGGAUUGGGGUCGGGUUCCUUCACCUUGGGCCCGCGAUGGGGACCAGUGAUCAAUGUCAUGGCCAUCCUAUGGCUGUUACUUGCAAUGGUGUUCAGCACGUUUCCUACUGUGGAACCAGUGACACCGGUCAACAUGAACUACUGCGUGGUCGUAACGAUGGGAUGGAUGUUGAUUGGUGGGUUGUAUUAUUAUCUGGGCGGUAAAAAGCGAUUCACGGGGCCUGUAGUAGAGCUAGCCGAGGGUCAUAUAAGUGAAAUGUCAGUGCCCUUAGCUACCCCACUCUGGAUAUCCCUAACUCCCCGCACAAACCCUAAAGUGGCCGUGUCCAAGGUCACCAACUUUCUCGCAAUUAUGCCAAAUAUCAAGACCAUUUAUAUCCCCCAUCUGGGGGGUAUCGAUGCAGCCUAUCAAAUGCCGAAGCCAUACGACCGCACCAAGCCAACUCUCGUUUUGAUAAAUGCAUUUACCACCUCGUCUGAGUUUUUCAGUGCGCAAUUUGGAAACUCCAAGUUGACCGAUACCGUUAACCUGUUGGCCAUCGAGCUGCUGGGCCACGGUCAGACGCGCGUAGCUCGCGAGCAUUGGACAUACUGGGAUUCGGCAGAGAUGAACCUUCAAGUAUUGGACGCGCUGGACAUUGAGAAAGCAUUUGUGCUGGGUGUCAGCCAAGGCGGCUGGGUCGCAGUGCAGAUGGCGCUGAUGCGGCCCGAGAAGAUAAUCGGUAUUGUUCCUGUAGGAACAUCGAUGGAUAACGAGUCGGAGCGCAGUCGCCAGCUGCAGUGCUGGGAUGGACCGACGAUCCUGACGGGCUUUGUCAACCAGUGGAGCAGCAGUCAGCCUACAUUGGAUUUUGAGCCCGACCUGGGAUUCUGUGACGCGCUUAUUGAUGUCGGGUUCAACCAGUGUCCUGAUGAGGUGCGCAAGUUCUGGAGGGCGACAAUCAAGUCCAACUAUCGUGGAGAUGAGGGCCGGCGCCGUAUGCGCAUGGCAGCCGUCAACCUUGCGGAGCGCGGAAGCCUCCAUCUCCGACUGCCAGAUGUUCAGUGCCCGGUCAUGUGGCUGCAUGGCACCGAAGAUGCCGUGUUCUCCAUGGCAAAUGCCAAAGAAGAGAUUGGGAUGUUUACCCGCUCACCAGACGCGCGCUUGGUCGGCAUCGACGGAGGAGCGCAUUUCCUGAACCAUGUCCACGCAGCAGAAGUUGAUGCAGCCGUUUUGAACUUCGUUUCCAAGUAUAGCAAGUGA
Molecule: messenger RNA, 2538 nt
Organism: Penicillium lagena
Lineage: Eukaryota; Fungi; Ascomycota; Eurotiomycetes; Eurotiales; Aspergillaceae
Exons: 9
Biological process (GO): transmembrane transport
Cellular component (GO): membrane
Molecular function (GO): transmembrane transporter activity
Source: RefSeq, a predicted model, not a curated record